GACAAAGCAAGAAAGUAAUAUUUUGUUGCUAUUCAAUCGUCCUCAUAGAGUUGAUUGAAAAGAAAAGUUUUGAUUUAAUAAGGUUCCUAUCUUUGUUUUAAUUAAACUGGUGCUCUCGUUAUUAUUGGCCGCGUCUCUCUAACAAAGCAUAUAAAGUAAACGUAGGUGGGGCGAUGUAUAGUUGUUAACAGUUAACUCGAAGAAUAACUUUUACUUUCGAAAAUGUCCUUCUUGCGCGGUUCAGAAAACUAUGUGUGGUGCACCACCAGCGUCCUGGGUAAGGGAGCUACAGGCGCUGUAUUCCAGGGCGUCAAUAAAAAUAAUGGGGAACCUGUAGCUGUGAAAACCUUCAACCAACUAAGUCAUAUGCGUCCACACGACGUCCAGAUGCGCGAAUUUGAAGUUUUGAAGAAAGUGAAGCAUGAGAAUAUUGUUAAGUUGUUGGCUAUCGAGGAGGAGCAGGAAGGUCGCGGGAAAGUGAUAGUUAUGGAGCUGUGUACGGGCGGAAGUUUGUUCAAUAUUCUCGACGACCCUGAGAACACUUACGGCCUUCAAGAGCAAGAGUUUCUGUUAGUUUUAGAGCAUCUUACGGCUGGCAUGAAGCAUUUGCGUGAUAACAAUCUGGUGCACAGGGAUUUAAAGCCGGGGAAUAUUAUGAAGUAUAUAAAUGAGGAUGGUACAACAACUUACAAGUUGACAGACUUUGGUGCAGCUAGGGAACUGCAGGAGGAGGAACAGUUUGUGUCUCUUUACGGGACUGAGGAGUACUUGCACCCUGACAUGUAUGAGAGAGCAGUGUUGAGGAAACCAGUUGGCAAGAGUUUUGGGGCCACAGUGGAUCUGUGGUCUAUCGGUGUCACCCUGUACCAUGUAGCUACGGGACAGCUGCCAUUCAGACCGUACGGAGGCAGGAGGAAUAAGGAAACCAUGUUUUAUAUCACUACAAAGAAGGCUUCUGGAGUAAUCUCGGGAACACAAACAACAGAGAAUGGUCCAAUAGAGUGGGCUCGUGACCUACCCUCGCAUUGCCAGCUGAGCCUCGGGCUCCGCAAGCUGGUGACCCCGCUGCUGGCCGGUCUGCUCGAGGUGGACCCACACCGCAUCUGGACCUUUGACAGAUUCUUCUCCGAAGUGCAAGUCAUCACGUCUACCACGCCCAUUCAUAUAUUCCACGUUAACAAGGCGACUAGUAUAAAGGUGUUCCUAAAACCGGACGAGAAGUUCGAACACCUGCAGACUUACAUCUGCGAGCAGACGAGCGUGGUGGGCGAGUCGCAGAUCCUGCUGCACAAGGAGACGCUGCUGCUGUCCGUCGUGGACGACACCACGCUCGGUAAAAACUACCCGGAGACGACGGCGGAGGAGCCGCUGAUGUUGUUCAACAAGAACAACAACAACGUCAACAUGCCGCCGGAGCCCGACAUACCCAAGUUCCCGGUGUUCCCCAACAUCGUGUCUGUGGAGAACGACGCCACUCAGGCUAAGACGGCGUGCAGCGUGGGCCACGUGGUGCGCCGCCGCGUGGAGCUGCUGUGCCAGGCGUCGCGGCUGUGCGGCGCCUGCGUGCGCGCCUGGGGCUCGCUGCUGGCCGCCCGCCUGCGCGCGCUGGCCGAGCGCGCGCACACGCUGCACGCGCUCGCCACGCGCGCCCAUGCCGCAGCUAGAGCCUUAGACCUCGCCGCUAGCGCCGCCAGAGCGCUGGCCGACCAGUCCGGUUCGACCAGCACAACCCCUCCUCCCGAGUCGUGGGGCUCCGCCGCGGGACUGGUGGCGAGCGAGGCGGAGUCCCUGCGCGCGGCGGCGGCGGCGCUGCAAACGCGGCACGGCAGCGGCGCGCUGAAGGCUUCGUGGGACGCCGCGUGCCCGAGCCAGCUGCGGCUGCACGUGCGCGCCAGGACGCUCGUCGAAAGGCUGCGCGACUCGUGGCAGCACCUGGUGCGCGACCGCGCGACGCGCUCGCUGACGUACAACGACGAGCAGUUCCACGUGCUGGAGCGCAUCACGGCGGCCGAGAGCGGGCGGCGCGCGCGCGCGCUGCUGCUGCAGGCGCUGCCGCUGGCGCGCGCGCGCGCCGACGCCGUCGCCGACUGGUACAAAGUGGCCCAGACUGUGUACCUACAAACCCACAUCCUGGACAAGGACGUGUCGCACACGGAGCUGAAGCUGUUGGCUUUGGCAGCUCGUUUGCAGGACGCCGAGCACACCACGCGGGACAAACUCAACGACGCACUCAAGCAGCUGUCGUCAUCGAAGCCGGCGGGCGCGCGAGCGGAGCCGGGCGCGGGCGCGGGCGCGGCGGAGGCGCUGGGCUGCCGCGAGGCGGGGCUGCGCGCGCUGCUGGCGGCCGCGGACGACGUCGCCGGCUCGCUGGCCGGGAACUCCGCGCUGCUGGCGCGCCUCUCCGCGCUGUCGCACCAGCUGCCCUAGCGCGACACAGUUUCAGAAGACACCCCGUCCACUUGCAGUUCCAGCUCGUCAUCAUCAGCAGAGUCCGCUGCGCGCACCGUCAUUCACGAAGAUGAUGAAACUGAUAAAGCGCCAGUCACCUGCGUUUUGGUAUAAAACUGGGUGAUCAAAUGUAGACAGUUGAAAUAUGGAAUUUUCUUGGUGACUCUAAUCGAUAUGAAAGACGCUAAUAAUAAUAAGUUGAAAUAAGUUUUGGUCCACAAUUAAUGAGCAAAUAAUUUUUACCAUCAUGAAAUUCCUAAAUUGUUAAUAGAAAAAUUUGUCGUUUCCAGCACUUAAAUAGAAUAGAACCACUCCCUUUCUUACCCGUGGAUAUCGUAAAGGGCCACUAAGGGAAUGGCUAAUAAACUUGGGAUUUAUCUUGUAGGCUAGCAACCAGUCACUUUUUGAAUCACGAUUCCAUCAUUAUGCUGAACGUGGCCUUUCAGUUUUUUCCAAACUGUUGCCUCUGUCUACCGCCGCAAGGGACAUAGACGUGAUCAUAUGUAUAUUCACGUACCAUUAUUUGAGAAGGCAUGUCUCAUCAGGUGAUCUAGGAAAAAAGAUAAUACAAGAUAUGACUUAUCGACGUUCGUGAUAAAUCCCACUGAUGUUUGGUAAUCUGUCGACUAAACAAAAUGAAGUCGCGAUCUCAAAAUGGCGACGCCAAGCCAGAUUCUCGACAAAAGAGUUCCUAUACAUAUUUUUGUACUGCGUGCAAAAUGUGACCUGCAAUAUUGUAUUCCUUUAGUAUUAUAUGUAAUUAAUUGGUGUGAUUUAGUUAAGUAUAAAUUUAAGCUGAUCGUGACCUAUCAGUCUUUUCAAGACUGUUGGCUCCGUCUAUCCCGCAAGGGAUAUAGACGUGAAUAUUAUGUAGUUGCACGGAAAUUAAGCAUUUAAUUAAUUUUACAUGCUCUAGUAUUUAAGAUCGUGAUACGAAUGUAUUAUAUAGGAAAAAAUUAAAAAUAAUCCUACCACAGUCAAUAUCAUUGAUAAAAUGUUAUAAUCUUAAAAUUUUGUUAGCAGAACUGUAUAAUAACGACAUGAUUGUGCGAGUGAGAAGGUAAAGGAAUAGACAUUAUUCUUUCCUUGUCUUUAAAUAAAUUUCUUAAAAAUAAAGGUGCUCUCGCGUAAUGUGAUCAAUACUUAAUCUUAGGCAAUUACCAGUUGUAAAUAAUCUUAUCCUCAAGUCAUGUGGUAAAGCGUUUCAUUGAGCUCUGAAUCGAAAUUAUUUAGAAAAAUAAUGACAAUGUAAGUUAAUUUGAUUCUUCAUAAAGCCAGAUUCUGAAAUGAUAUAAUUCUUUAAAAAAAAAUAUAUUGUUUUCAUAAAACAGUGGGAUGCACUGUUAACCUGUGGAAAUCUAUUUUAUAGCGAAAAAGGAGUAUUUCCAAACUUAUAGUAGUGCAAAUAACUGAUCAGUGCUUAGGUAGCUGAGAAGUUAUUAACUUUAAGAAAUAUUUGUUGAUUUAAUGGUGCCUACCCCUCCGGGAAAGGCGUGAUUUUAUGUAUGUAUUUAUGGUGGAAAUAGGCUCAUUGCGUCGCUAAUCUCCCGUUUGUCUGAGUAAUGAAUUGCACAAGACAAUUUAAUUCAAAAGAAUAAUUUAGCAAUAUCCAUUAGUUGUAAAAUAUAAAAUUUGUAAAAAAUUAUUUUAAAAGAUUGUAAAUAAAAUAAAUUGUUAUUGUAUAAGUAAUUUUAUGCACAUAAUAA
Messenger RNA from Amyelois transitella, 4154 nucleotides. It is a transcript of the gene IKKepsilon, whose product is annotated as inhibitor of nuclear factor kappa-B kinase subunit epsilon. NCBI's taxonomy places the organism in Eukaryota, Metazoa, Arthropoda, Insecta, Lepidoptera, Pyralidae. The transcript is spliced from 10 exons. Gene Ontology annotation, cellular component: cytoplasm. Bases 223 to 2427 code for a protein of 734 amino acids. Gene Ontology annotation, biological process: peptidyl-serine phosphorylation. Gene Ontology annotation, molecular function: ATP binding; protein serine/threonine kinase activity. The record is from RefSeq and is a predicted model, not a curated record.